CAUAGUUUUUGCUACCACAACAAGGGCGAGUGAGAGAAGGAGAGAGGGAGAGAGAGGGAGGGAGUGAGAGAGAAAGAUGGAGGAGGAGGAGCACGAGGUGUACGGCGGAGAUAUUCCCGACGAAGGUGAGAUGGACGCCGACGCCGACGUUGACAUGCCGGCUCCAGAAGAUGACGCCGCGGCGAAGGAGUUGGAUGAGAUGAAAAAGCGAUUGAAGGAGAUGGAAGAAGAAGCGGCGGCUCUUCGAGAAAUGCAAGCCAAAGUAGAGAAGGAGAUGGGGGCAGUACAAGAUCCUGCUAGCGCUGCUGCUGCUCAAGCAAGCAAGGAAGAGGUGGAUUCAAGAUCUGUCUUUGUUGGAAAUGUGGAUUAUGCUUGUACUCCGGAGGAAGUUCAGCAGCAUUUUCAAUCAUGUGGAACUGUAAAUCGUGUGACUAUUUUGACAGACAAGUUUGGCCAGCCCAAGGGCUUUGCAUAUGUUGAGUUCCUCGAACAAGAAGCUGUUCAAGAAGCCCUCAAUCUGAAUGAAUCUGAAUUACAUGGCCGUCAAUUGAAGGUUAUGAUGAAAAGGACCAAUGUACCUGGAAUGAAACAGUUUCGUGCGAGGCGGUACAAUCCUUACUUUGCAUAUGGAUACAGGAGGCCUUAUGCACCACCAUAUUUCUAUCCUCCCUAUGGUUAUGGCAAGGCUCCAAGGUUCAGGCGGCCAUCGCGCUACAUGCCUUAUUAUUGAAAUCCCAAAUUGCUGGCCUGAUUGUCGAAACGCCGCAUCCUCAAGUAAUGGUCCAUUUUCUUUCUACUUAAUCUAUAUGGCUUACUUGCUCAAUAUGUGCCAUUGGCUGGCGAUGAUCAUAGUGUUUUAUGCCUUGUGUGUCCUUUUAAUCCCUGGUGGUCCUAUUCCUAUUAUAUUUACAUGCGAACAACUCAGAACCUAUUUAUCUUGCAAGGUCUAUACCCAUUUGCUGAGGUUAUGGUGACUCUUACUUAAUAAUUUACAGCAUUAUAUAGUUAAGACAUCUCUUGUCCUUCGACUGCUCAAACUUAGCCGUCUUGAUUAAUUCUACGGCAUCUAUGGUUUGUGGUAUGUUAUAACAUGGUAUUUUAGAUGCUUUGUCUGGAUGUCUAGUCUGUGAAAUAUAACAAAAUUAGUUGACUUUUAUGUUUA
This is a messenger RNA of Andrographis paniculata, 1162 nucleotides long. RefSeq names its product polyadenylate-binding protein 2-like. Gene Ontology annotation, molecular function: RNA binding. NCBI's taxonomy places the organism in Eukaryota, Viridiplantae, Streptophyta, Magnoliopsida, Lamiales, Acanthaceae. The record is from RefSeq and is a predicted model, not a curated record. Bases 77 to 730 code for a protein of 217 amino acids. The transcript is spliced from 6 exons.